This is a messenger RNA of Pyrus x bretschneideri (Chinese white pear), 2180 nucleotides long. RefSeq lists its product as uncharacterized. The record is from RefSeq and is a predicted model, not a curated record. Gene Ontology annotation, biological process: base-excision repair. Gene Ontology annotation, molecular function: DNA-3-methyladenine glycosylase activity. Lineage: Eukaryota; Viridiplantae; Streptophyta; Magnoliopsida; Rosales; Rosaceae.
CUCUCUCUCUCUCUGUCUUUUGCUCUCAUUGUCUCUCUCUAUCUCUGUACAAAUUCAGGGAGAGGAAAAUUUCAAUUCCUGCAGAUCGAAACCAGUUUUUCUCCUCACUCCUCACUCCUCACAAAACCCACCUUCCCGCAUUUUCCCGGAAACUUUCUUUAUUUCCCGGAAAGUGAAGAAAGCAUGGGAAUUGCAAAGGGACCACUGUCUUUUGUGUCUGCUUUACUCUCUCCAGGUGUUGCAGUGACCAAACGACACCGGUUUCGUUUUAAAAACUUAUGCUUUACUGUCUGAUUUCUUUCAGAUAGUUCAUUUUUCACAGAAGUGCAGAGUGGCAAUCUCUGGGUUUCGAGACUAUUUGGAAGCUCAUAUAUAAAGCCGUAGCUUUGGCAUCACAAGGUGAACCUAUUUUUCUUUCUAUUGAUUUCUGCGAAAUUGUAAGUGGGUUUUGAAUUUCUUAGGUAUUUUGGGCAUAUUGGAAUCUGGGUUUUUGAAAAAAUGGGGGUUUUAGUUGGUUUCUGUGAGUGGGGUUUGAGAUAUUUGAUUGGUGAAAUUUUGAUGAUUUGAAUGUGGAUGGACCCAAAGGGUUGGUAGGAGUGUAACUUUGAAGAGCAAAGUGAAUGAAUGUAGCUAGUGCAAGUGUCAAAUCUAUAUGCUGUCAUGGUUUUUCUGGUGAUUUGAGCUUUUGAAAGUGAGAGAAACUGGGUUUCAGUGAAUUUCCAAGAUGGGUUUUCGAUAAUUUGAGGCGGCUCGGGCAAAUUCAUAGUCGGGUUCAUUCCGUAGUUUUAUUGGUGUAGUAAAGCUGAGAUCUUUGGAGAAUUUGGACCAAAGGAGUGACAUCGAUGUCAGGAGCUCCAAGAGUAAGGUCUAUCAAUGUGGCCGAUUCAGAGUCAAGGCCAGUGCUUGGACCUGCUGGGAACAAGGCAGGGACGUUCAGUGCGCGAAAACCGGCUUCAAAACCACUGAGAAAGGCUGAGAAAUUCAGCGAGGAGGUUUCAUCAGCUGAAGAGAAGAAAACCCAUCAAUCUCCAAUGCUGACUACCUCUCCUCAACCGCAUUCACCCAAGGUUCAUUCAGUGCUUCGUCGGCACGAGCAGCUAUUGCACUCUAAUUUUUCGCUGAAUGCUUCUUGUUCAUCAGAUGCCUCUACGGAUUCGUUUCAAAGUAGAGCAUCUACAGGUAGGCUGAUUCGGUCAAAUAGUGUAGGGAGUAGGAGGAAGCAGUAUGUUUCAAAGCCAAGAAGUGUGGUUUCUGAUGGUGGAUUGGACUCUCCUCCUGAUGGUUCACAGUCUAAGAAGAGAUGCGCUUGGGUGACGCCAAAUGCUGAUCCAUGUUAUGCUGCUUUUCAUGAUGAAGAAUGGGGGCUUCCAGUACACGAUGACAAGAAACUGUUUGAGCUUCUGGUCCUAUCAGGUGCUUUGGCCGAGCUUUCAUGGCCUGCCAUUUUAAGCAAAAAGCACAUCUUUAGGGAAGUUUUUGCAGAUUUUGAUCCCAUUGCCGUCUCAAAAUUGAAUGAGAAGAAGCUUAUAUCACCAGGAAGUGCUGCAAGUUCCCUAUUGUCUGAACUGAAAUUGCGUGCUAUCAUUGAGAAUGCACGUCAAACAACCAAGGUCAUAGAGGAGUUUGGGUCAUUUGACAAGUACAUCUGGAGCUUUGUGAAUAACAAGCCCAUCGAGAGCCGAUUCAGGUAUCCUCGGCAGGUUCCGGUUAAAACUCCAAAAGCAGACGUCAUAAGCAAAGACCUUGUGAGAAGAGGGUUCCGGAGUGUCGGGCCCACUGUCAUUUACUCCUUCAUGCAGGUCGCCGGAAUCACAAAUGACCAUCUCGUUAGUUGCUUCAGAUUCCAGGAAUGUGUUAACGCUGCGGAAGGGGACGGAGAGAACGGCGUCAAGGACGAGGCUGGGAAGAAAACGGAGAACGGGAUAGAAUCAGAGUUAUCCGUCGCCAUAGACAAGCUGAGUUUCUCGUCGGACUUAUGAAAGGCCAUGCCUUUGAUCAGCUCAGCAGGGUUCAAUCAUCAGUUAAGCCGCAUCGACCGAUUCAGAGCUACUCUUUGUAUUGAGUAGUAGUGAAGAGGGUUAUGUGUGUAAUUAAUGAAAUUCUGAAGCAAAAUAUGGAUUUUGGCAAUGUAGAUUACUGAAGUGGAUUAAAAUUAAACUGGUGAUUGUGCUGUUGCUUGA